GGUUGACCCCAAUAUGGAGGCGAAGGACUUCUGGCGGAAGUACGACAUCACUGUUCACGGAAAGGACGCCCCGUUGCCACUCAUGUCAAUGCAUGCCUUCAAAUGGCCCCAACGUAUCGCCGAAGCCCUCGAGACGGAUCAGUUCACUUCGCCCACUCCCAUACAGUGCCAGUCGUGGCCCAUCGCUCUCGAGGGCCGGGAUCUGGUCGGUGUGGCGCAGACCGGUUCGGGCAAGACGUUGUGCUACGUAUUGCCCGCUUUUGUCAAGAUCUUGAGGGACAGACCCCAGAGAGGACCCAAAUGUCUGAUUCUGGCGCCCACUCGAGAGUUGGCUCAACAGAUCCAAGAAGUGGUCCGUCGGUAUCGUUUCGCGAACAACGUGUGUCUCUAUGGCGGCGCUUCCAGAGGGCCGCAGAUGAGACAAAUCCGCGAAAUGAAUCCGCAGAUCAUAAUCGCAACGCCCGGCCGUAUGAUUGACUUCGUGGAGAGCCGUGCGAUCGACAUCCGGGCCGUCGACUAUCUGGUUCUGGACGAAGCGGACCGUAUGUUAGACAUGGGUUUUGAGCCGCAGCUGAAGAAGAUCAUCGCUCAGUUGCCACGAGAGCGCCAGACACUGAUGUGGUCGGCCACGUGGCCCAAAGAGGUGAAGGCAUUGGCCGCGCAGUACAUGAAAGACUACGUGCAGAUCAAUGUCGGCGGCACUGAACUGUCGGCCAACAAGAAUAUCAAGCAAUACGUCGAGGUUUGCGAAGAGUUCGACAAAAAGCAGAAACUGUUUGAUCUGUUGACCAAAAUCAGAGCCGAUUCGCGCGAAAACAAGACCAUUAUAUUCGCCGAAACGAAGCGUAAGACCAAUGAUUUGGCCAAUGAGUUGCGGAACAGCGGGUGGCCCUCCGCCUCCAUUCACGGCGAUAAACCACAACACGAAAGGGAUUGGGUUCUCAAAGAGUUCCGAUCGGGUCGUUCACCGAUUCUCGUAGCCACGGAUGUGGCCGCUCGUGGAUUGGGUGAGUCAGGCACUCACCAUGUGGACGACAUUAAGUAUGUCGUUAAUUAUGAUUAUCCAAACUCUGGUGAAGACUAUGUCCACCGAAUUGGUCGCACCGGACGUCGCGAUAAGAAGGGAACCGCUUUCACAUUCUUCACGUCGGCGAACGCGAAACAGGCGAAUGAGUUGAUUGAUGUCCUCAAAGAAGCGGAUCAAACGGUCGAACCAAAGCUUUACGAUUUGGCCCAACAGUCAAGAUAUAUGGGAAAUAACAAACGCCGUCGUUAUGGCACCGCUGGUGGAGGCGGCGGCGGUUGGGGCGGACGCUCUAAUGGCUACUCCGGCGGUGGCGGAGGAGGCGGUGGUUUUAAGCGUAAGUUUGACGGCCAGAACGGCGGCGGACCCGACGCCAAGAGACCGGUGCGAAGAGAGUACGACUCGUCGUCGAGUACUAAGCGUUUUGGAUCUCAAAGUUCUUAUAAUAACGGUUACAGCUCUACGAGUAAACCCGUAACCAAUUCGUACGGAUCUUCAAACGGAUCGGUUUCGCAGAACCGCUACAGCAGUUGGGAUUGAUUUUUACUAAUUCUUAAGAUCUUUUAAUUAUAAUUUCCAUUUCAUUAUAUUUAAUGUCUUUUUCUUCUUUUCUCUUCUCAUUUAAAAUUAUUAUUUUUCUAAUAAUAGUCUGAAUUAUAAAUUAUAAAAUUAAAGUACAUUUUGGGAUCUAUUAAGCGCUCAAAUAGUAUUUUAGGCCACAUUAGGAUCAAUAAAAA
Molecule: messenger RNA, 1761 nt
Organism: Medioppia subpectinata
Lineage: Eukaryota; Metazoa; Arthropoda; Arachnida; Sarcoptiformes; Oppiidae
Source: the annotation of a GenBank genome assembly